UCUUCACACCGCCUCCUUUUUGCUGUCAGACAGUGGGCGGAACGAAGAAAGAGAGAUGGCAGCUGCUGCGGAGCAGAGUUCCAAUGGGCCAAUCAAGAAGUCCAUGCGUGAGAAGGCAGUCGAGAGAAGGAACACCAAUAAGGAGCACAACAGCAAUUUCAAAGCAGGUUAUAUUCCUAUUGAUGAAGAUCGUCUGCAUAAAACUGGUCUGAGAGGCCGGAAAGGGAACUUAGCCAUUUGUGUGAUUGUCCUCCUGUUUAUCUUGGCCGUCAUCAACUUAAUAAUUACUUUAGUUAUAUGGGUUGUGAUCCGAAUUGGCCCAAAUGGCUGUGACAGUAUGGAGUUCCGUGACAGCGGCUUGCUUCGAUUUAAACAAGUGUCAGACAUGGGAGUAAUACAUCCAUUAUACAAAAGUACGAUUGGAGGACGACGUAAUGAAGAUCUCGUGAUCACUGGUAACAACCAGCCUGUUAUUUUUCAGCAGGGCUCAACAAAACUCAGCGUGGAUAAAGACAAGACUUCUAUCACCAGCAACAUUGGCAUGGAGUUUGUUGAUCCUCGCACUCAAAAAACAUUGUUCAGCACAGACUAUGAGAAGCACGAAUUUCAUCUGCCGAAAGGGGUGAAAACUUUGAAUGUACAGAGGGCUUCAACAGAGAGGAUAACUAGCAAUGCUACCAGCGAUCUCAACAUAAAAGCAGAUGGCCGCGCGAUUGUCCGUGGAAAUGAAGGGGUGUUCAUCAUGGGAAAGACUAUUGAGUUUCGCAUGGGUGGGAACAUGGAGCUCAAAGCUGAGAACAGUAUAAUCUUGAAUGGCACAGUGAUGGUGAGUACUUCCCGACUACCCAGCUCUUCUACAGGGGAAUUGCUGUACGACGAUGGAUGGAUGAGGUACAAGCUGUGCUCAUGCGCUGAUGGUACCCUCUUUAGGGUGAAGGUAGAAAGUCGGAACAUGGGAUGCCAAACAUCAAGUAACCCAUGCUAGGCAGGGGUAUUAAAGGAGUAGGAUAAAGAGAGGGGAAAACACUUUAAUCAACAAGGGUGCAGUGUUACAAUACUUUUAUUUUCUUUUUGUGUGACUAGCUUGUUAUAAUACAUUUCACCAAAAUAUUUAUCAGUAUUCGCUAUUUAUUAACAGUAUUUACCAUUUAUCACUGCCGCACAGAAGGUGUGUUUUAAAGCUUGUGCUUUUAUAAGCUGCGCAAGAAACCGUUUUCUGCUCGUAGCUCUCCGCAAGGCUAAUGCCACAUGAGACUGAUUCUUGGCCUCAUGCAGGUGCCAAAGUGCCAUCUGCAUCAACUGCCAUUUGCUACAAGUGCCCUGAUCAUUGUACGACUCCAAAAAAAGCAGAUAUGCUAAUAUAUCAGAGGCUAUAAAACACUUGCAGCUAGCCCCCAGCUAAUAGUUAAUAUUGUAAUAGAAUCAUGUGUUCCAAUAAUGUUUGGGUAACUGAUAUGUCCAGUCAGUGGGCAUUUUUGUUUGAGCAUCACAAAAAUGGACAUACCCUCGUUUUUUACAGGCCUCUCUCAAAAUAUCAAUAAGCUUCAAAGCUUAUUACAUCAUCAAAGAUUAUUCUAAAAAAUAUUGAAAUACAUGGCUGACUAGUUAUAGGUAGAUAUUUUUAAUAUUAAUUAAAUAAAUUGUGCAGUUCAGUCAUUCUAAAUGAUAUCUGGGAUUGCACUUCCAGCUUGUUCAUUAAAGGGACAGUUCAGUGUAAAAAUAAAAACUGGGUAAAUAGACAGGCUGUGCAAAAUAAAAAAUGUGUUUAAUAUAGUUCGUUAGCCAA
Molecule: messenger RNA, 1786 nt
Organism: Xenopus laevis (African clawed frog)
Lineage: Eukaryota; Metazoa; Chordata; Amphibia; Anura; Pipidae
Gene: sgcb.S
Product: sarcoglycan beta S homeolog
Exons: 6
Coding region: 56-985 (309 amino acids)
Biological process (GO): muscle organ development
Cellular component (GO): membrane; sarcolemma; cytoskeleton
Source: RefSeq, a predicted model, not a curated record